Cladophialophora immunda is the source of this 1040-nucleotide messenger RNA. RefSeq lists its product as uncharacterized. The record is from RefSeq and is a predicted model, not a curated record. The transcript is spliced from 2 exons. NCBI's taxonomy places the organism in Eukaryota, Fungi, Ascomycota, Eurotiomycetes, Chaetothyriales, Herpotrichiellaceae. The coding region runs from base 119 to 955 and encodes 278 amino acids. Gene Ontology annotation, molecular function: methyltransferase activity.
GCAGAAAUAGGCGCUAUGAGACUUCAUAUGCGAGCAGUUGCAAACUCCAAGUUAUGAGAAAAUCGCCGAGUCAACUUAGGUGUCCACCCUUGUUUGAACCCGCUCUUCAGCAACAGCAAUGGAGCAAGGCCAGGCUCCCAGCGAGAAGCCAGGUCGUCCGCCCGCUCAAUCCACCCUUCACGAAGUGCGGACUGCCGAGAAUAGCGCUGCCUAUUUGCUGCCCAAGGUGCAGUCCAUGAAGGAAGCCAACCCCCAUCUGACGCUCCUGGACGUAGGCGCCGGCUCAGGCACCAUCUCUGUGAGUUUCGCACAGCUCAUCCCCGACGGCCACGUUACCGGCGUCGACCUCAACCCAGACAUCUUGCCACGGGCGCGAGCCGUCGCUGAGAUGGCCGGCGUCGAAAACAUCGACUUUCAGCAGGGCAGCGUGUACAAACUGCCCUUUGCCGACGAGACGUUCGACGUCACCUGCUGCCAUCAGGUGCUGAUCCACAUUGGCACCCCGUGGGACGCGCUGCGUGAAAUGCUCCGAGUCACCAAGCGAGGCGGCAUCGUCGCGGCCCGCGAGGGCGACUACGAGACCGAAUGCGUCUGGCCCGACCUCCCCUACCUGUCCAAGUUCCACAAGCUCAUGGCAGGCCUGAUGAGCGCCGGCGGGGGCACGCCAACUGCAGGCCGACAGCUGGUUUCUUGGGCACUCAAGGCCGGCGCCGAACCGAGCCAGAUCACGCUCAGCUAUAGUCCAUCGUCAUACGAUACACCGAGCAGGAGGAAAAUCUGCUCCCAGGGCCUGUGCGAUCAGCUCAGAGGAGGUUCUAUGCGCGCGAAAGCCCUCAAGUUCGGCCUGGGUUCUGAAGAUGAUUUUGAACAAAUGGCCGCGGCUUGGGAGGAGUGGGCGAAAAGAGACGAUGCUAGCCUGGCGAUGCUGAAUGGAGAGAUUCUCGUCCAAAAGUAAUGGAUUGCGAGACUCCCAAGUCACGUUUGACUGCUGGUCCGUGGUACACCGGGGAUGCAAUAACAAUACACGAUAGAUGAAAGCC